Molecule: messenger RNA, 5161 nt
Organism: Gopherus flavomarginatus (Mexican gopher tortoise)
Lineage: Eukaryota; Metazoa; Chordata; Testudines; Testudinidae
Gene: WNK4
Product: WNK lysine deficient protein kinase 4
Exons: 20
Coding region: 117-4130 (1337 amino acids)
Biological process (GO): protein phosphorylation; intracellular signal transduction; positive regulation of potassium ion import across plasma membrane
Cellular component (GO): cytosol; cytoplasm
Molecular function (GO): chloride channel inhibitor activity; ATP binding; protein serine/threonine kinase activity
Source: RefSeq, a predicted model, not a curated record
GGGCUGCUGAGGGCCGGCACUGCACGGCGGCUCCCAGUGCGGGCUCGGUGGCUGCUGCGCCUCCAGGUGCGAAGCGAGGAGCCCGCCUGGCCCCGGGCGCGGACCCCCCGCCCCCCAUGCUGAUGCUCCACGUGGCCGGGCCCCCCGCGGCCGGAGCCAUGUCCCAGACCGAGGUGGAUCUGUCCGGCUGCGGCAUCGCCCUGGAGCCGGGAACCCCCGGCCGGGCAGCCCCGCUCCGCAGCCGGGGGCGCGAGAGCCGCCGCGGCUCCUACAGGUUCAACCGGCGGAGCUCGGCCGAGCUGGAGCGGCUGGGCUACGAGGGGCCCCCGGGGUCCGGCCCGGCCGGGGCGCAGGAGGCGCGCGGGGACCCCCAGGCUCUCCAAGGCGCAGAGCCCGCGGCGCGCUCCGGCUCGGGCAGCGAGAGCGGCGGCCAGACGUCCUCGCCGCCGCCCCCCGGCCAGGUCUCCCCGCGCGGCGCCCCCCCGGACGAGAGCCGCCGGGCGCAGGAGGAGAACGAGGAGGUCGAGACCCGCGCCGUGGCCACCUCCCCGGACGGCCGGUUCCUCAAGUUCGACAUCGAGAUCGGCCGCGGCUCCUUCAAGACGGUGUACAAAGGGCUGGACACCGAGACCACCGUGGAGGUGGCCUGGUGCGAGCUGCAGACCCGGAAGCUGUCGAAGGCUGAACGGCAGCGCUUCAGCGAGGAGGUGGAGAUGCUGAAGGGCCUGCAGCAUCCCAAUAUUGUCCGCUUCUACGACUCCUGGAAGUCAGCCAUCAAGGGCCAGAUCUGCAUCGUGUUGGUCACUGAGCUCAUGACCUCGGGCACCCUGAAAACCUACCUGAAGCGCUUCAAGAAGAUGAAGCUGAAGGUCCUGCAGCGCUGGAGCCGGCAGAUCCUCAAGGGGCUGCACUUCCUGCACACGCGCUCGCCCCCCAUCAUCCAUCGCGACCUCAAGUGCGACAACAUCUUCAUCACGGGCCCCACCGGCUCCGUCAAGAUCGGGGACCUGGGCCUGGCCACGCUCAAGCGGGCCUCCUUCGCCAAGAGCGUCAUAGGCACCCCAGAGUUCAUGGCCCCUGAGAUGUACGAGGAGAAGUACGACGAGGCGGUGGAUGUCUAUGCCUUCGGCAUGUGCAUGCUGGAGAUGGCCACCUCGGAGUACCCCUACUCAGAGUGCCAGAACGCCGCCCAGAUCUACCGCAAGGUCACUUCGGGCAUGAAACCCAACAGCUUCUACAAGGUGAAGGUGCCCGAGCUGAAGGAAAUCAUUGAGGGCUGCAUCCGCAUGAACAAGGCUGAGAGGUACACCAUCCAGGACCUGCUGGAGCACUCCUUCUUCCAGGAGGACACGGGGGUGCACGUGGAGCUGGCCGAGGAGGACGACGGGGUCAAGUCCGGCCUCAAGCUCUGGCUGCGCAUGGACGACACUAAGAAACUGCACGGCAAGUACAAGGACAACAACGCCCUCGAGUUCCUCUUUGAGCUGCACAAGGACGUGGCCGAGGAGGUGGCCCAGGAGAUGGUGACCCUGGGCUUUGUGUGUGAGGCGGACUACAAGCUGGUGGCCAAGGCAGUGCGGGACCGUGUGGUCACCAUCAAACGCAAGCGGGAGAAGUUGAAGCGGGCGCAGGAUGAGCUGCGGCACCAGGAGCAGGAGAAGCAGCCGGGCAUCCUGCCCCUGCUGGAGGAGCUGAAGUGCCCCCCGGUGCCUGCCACCCCCCAGGCCUCACCGGCCACACCUGGCUCCGGGGACUCUGUCUUUGGGGGCACCUUCCUCCCGGAGCCCGAGGAGCCUGAGGCAGAUCAGCACCAGCACUUCCUGUAUCGGCACACCAGCUACUCCUCCACCGCCUCUGACUGCGAGACGGACGGGUACCUGAGCUCCUCUGGGUUCGUGGACUCGCCAGACCUGUCCCACUGCCACUCAGGCACCUUCUCCACCAGGGACCCUUCCAGCCCACCAGCUGCCCAGUCAGAGAGCUGCUUCCCUGUGAGCAUCGCAGUGAGCUCGCCCAUGGAGCACCUGCCGUCUACCCCGGCCAGCGAGUUCUCUUCCCCAGUGGACAGCUACGCGUCGGACGUGGCAUCUGGCCUGAGCGAUGGCUGCGAAGGGCUCUCGGCCAGCGAGCAGAACGCCAAGCUGCCGGCCAAGCGGGCCUCGGGGAAGCUGCUACGGCGCCGAGCCAGGUCGAGGCUGCGCAUCACCAACAUCUCGGAUAAGAGCGACCGGGUGGUGGAGUGCCAGCUGCAGACCUACAACAACAAGAUGGUGACCUUCAAGUUCGACCUGGACGGGGACAACCCGGAGGAGAUUGCGGCCGUCAUGGUCAAUAAUGAGUUCAUCCUCCAGUCGGAGCAGGACAGCUUCAUCCGUCGAAUCCAGGACAUCAUCCAGCGCGUGGAGACCCUGCUGCGCAAGGACGGGCAUGGUGCCACCAGGGCGGCUGGCAGCCCGCAGCCUGAGAGCCUGUCACCCUCUGCCACCAGCAACGGCCUUCCGGCGGAGCUGCAGCUGCAGGAUCUCUCGCGCUCCAUCUCAGCCUCGUCCUUGCUCAGCGACUUGGGCUGCAGGAGCCCAGGCCAGUCGGAGCUGGCUCCGGUCCAGCCCUCGCUCAGUGGCUUCCCCUCUGAAAACGACCUCUUCAGCCUCGCAGACACCCCGCCAGGGACCCAGCCCGUUGGGCUACAGCCUCUGCUCCCAGCAGAACCGCCAGGUUCUCCCAGUGCAGCUGCGUGGAGUAGGCCCUCCUCCUUGACGGUGCCUGGCCUGGCCCCGUACCCGCUGCCAACAUCCCAGUCUUUCCCACAGACUGCCGGACCCGGGCCCCAGGCUGGGGGCUCCCUGCUGUCCACCACACCACCCAGGGGAGGCCUGGGCCCCCUGAGCCCACCCAUGAACAGCACUGUACCCACUGCGCCCCCCUGGUCUCCUGCCACCUCCCCCUUGUUCUCGCUGGCUGAGAUGUUCUCCCUGGCAAUGAUGAGCAUGGCCCAGACGCUGCUGCCGUCCGUCUCCUUGGCUGCCCCCCCGCCGGGAGGGCCCCAUGCCCCUGCACUGAUACCUCGCCCGCAGUCGCUGUACCUGGGGCCGGCACACUUCACCUCCCCUGGCCCUGCGGGCCAGGUGGAGCCAGCCCCACACUGCAGUUGGACCCAGGAGCCCACCAGCACCUGCGUCACAGGGGGCUGGGGCCCUGCUCUUCCCCCUCAGGGCCUGGGAAGAAGCGGCAUCGGGGAGAGUCCGCUGGCAUCGGGGAGAGCUCCUGCUGCAGGGGCGCUGGAUAGCGGCUUGGUAUCACCCUGCUCCCCGAAACCCAGCAGCCACCUGAUCGUCUCAGAGUCGCCCGCCCCUGGCCCAGCCAAGGCCCGGCUGUCCCCCAUCAACGAAGAAGCCAAGCCCCAGAUUCUGGGUAGAUUCCAGGUGACCACAUCCAAGGACCCAGCCAACAGCACCCUGGGGCAGCAGAGCCAGAGUGACAGUGAGCAGAGUGGCCAGGAGCCCUGGGAGCGGGCGGCUGGUGCCUCCUCUCAGCCCUUGGUGCCCAGCUCCUCCGCCACAGAGGGCAGCACGAGCCCCGACUCGGACUCUGUCCCUGACACCCCGGUGCAGGACCCCGACGAGCUGCUGGCCGAGGAGGGGACGCCGGUGGCGCUGGCGGAGAGCGACCAGGAGAGGCCUGGGGAGGGCAGUGCUGAGAGCCCUCAGCAGGCCAUGGUGAGCCAGGUGUGGAUGAGCUACGCGCGCAGCUCGUCCUACCUGAGCAGCGACGAGACGGAGAGCGAGGACGAGGAGAUCUGGGAGGAGCUGCAGAGCCUGCGCCAGAAGCACCUCUCUGAAGUGCAGACACUGCAGGCUGUGCAGAAGAGGGAGAUUGAGGAUCUGUACUUCCGGAUGGGGAAGCAGGCCCCCCCGGGCAUCGUCUCCCCAGCUGCCAUGCUCUCCAGCCGCCAGAGACGCCUCUCCAAGGGCAGCUUCAACCCGUCCCGGCGCAACAGCCUCCAGCGUCUGGAGCUCUCGCAGCCCACAGGGAUCAUGCGCAGGAACUCGCUGAGUGGCAGCAGUACCGGCUCGCAGGAGCAGCGGCCGAGCAGAGGUGUGACAUUCGCUGGAGACCUCAGCCGAAUGUAACCGUCCUGCCAGCACCGAUUUUCAUGGACUACCUCAGCCAUGCACCAGCUGCCAUGGAGGGGUGGUGAGAGGCCCUGCUGUGAGCUGACCAGGCAGUGCCCUGCCCCACGGCCUCCUCCAGGUGUGGAGACAGCACUGGCACAGUGGGGAAUGGCGACUCCUGCCCUUGUGUGCCCCUCCCAGCUUUGUCCCUGCGGAGCCAGGCACUGGGCCCCAUGGUGUUUGUUGCAGGUGCCCACUGCCUGGAAACUCCUGGCUUUGUCUGACAGCCCCGGGGAGGAACUGCAUUGGCCCCCACGGGCUCACGUGAAGUCUGAUGGUGGCUGCACCCAGCCUGGUUCACCUGCUCCCCAGCAUAGGCUGCAGGGAGAUGGGUUUGCAGGGUAACUCCCUACCACCAUGGGGAGCCUUGCUUCAGAGCCCCACCAGUGUCAGCUGAGAAAUGCUUCCUGCUUAGCCGAGUCCCAGCCCUUCACUGACCCCACCUCCCCACUCUUCAGACACACUCCCAGAAAGCACCAGGGCCUCCCCCACCCAAAGGGCACGUGGGAUGCAGGCCCAGGCUACCUGAGGCGUGGCUGGUCUUACCUCUGCCUGGACUCAUAGCACUUAGCCCCUGGGUCAUGUUUGCUGAAGGCAGGGCCUGGGUUAUAGGAACUGCAUGUGCUGACACUGUCCCUCCCCUUUAUGGCAACUCACCUCUGUGCUUUACUCCUCGCCAGGAGCUGCCAGCCCCACUGCAGUGAGAGGGCUGCUGCCCCCUGCACAUGGGCUGAGUUCUCAGUGCCUCUUUGCCCCAGAACCAUAAACCAGCACCCUCGUGCCAAGCCAUUCUCCUGGGCACCAGGCCUCAGGCUUGUACUUGCUGGGCCUUAGCCAGCAGGGAGCCUUGGAGCUCGGCUUCUGCUCUGGCCCCACAGCUGCAGCAUGAAGCGUUGCCCUUGCCGUGCCUCUCCAAAGGACAGACUGACCUUGUAAAAGGCUUUUUAGAGACUGUACAGUGGUUGUGAAUAAAACCGAUCAAAUAGGGA